This is a messenger RNA of Cadophora gregata, 2007 nucleotides long. RefSeq lists its product as uncharacterized. Gene Ontology annotation, molecular function: transmembrane transporter activity. Gene Ontology annotation, biological process: transmembrane transport. The record is from RefSeq and is a predicted model, not a curated record. Lineage: Eukaryota; Fungi; Ascomycota; Leotiomycetes; Helotiales; Ploettnerulaceae. The transcript has 6 exons. The coding region runs from base 446 to 1513 and encodes 355 amino acids.
ACAAGUCAUGUCGCGCUGAAUCAGUUUCUCUAAUGAUUCAUCGUGAAUCUUUAGCGUUUGUUUAACAUUACUAUUUGACACCUCUAAGUCCCCUCGUCAGCCUCUCUCCGGGUGUUGUUCGGUCCGAUGUUUACCCACUUUCCACUUUUGAAGUGGGUAUGGCUUCUUGGAAGAUUAACAGAAAGUAUUCGUGCUGAAAUGCAGCUAUUGCGUACAUAUCCACUUAGUUGGAUUCGUCAUGUACACCAAUAUGAUGGAAAGAUAAGAUGGUCGAGUUUUAGGAUUUGAGCUCGAGCAGGAAAGUGAUUAAAAGCGUUGGGUUUGUACAACUUGAGCUUCUCUUUCGCUUACACCGAUACACUCUUUUUUGUUCAGCCAUUGUGAUCUAGAACCAUUUACCAUUGUGAGAGUUGUCUAUUCAAGAGCUAUUUGAGAUCUUGAGAACAUGUCUGUGUCGGAAGUCCUUCCAGCACAGGAGCAUGUGUCGAUCAAAGAGAAGCUCCGAAGAUUCUAUCGCGGCACCUUAUUUCAAGUCAUCAUUUUAGGUCUAAUCAGCUUCACCCAACCCGGAAUAUGGAGUGCAAUAUCAAAUCUUGGCGCAGGUGGGCAAGCUGAGCCAUAUGUUGUAAACAAUUCUUAUGUCGUUACCUUUGGUAUCAUGAUCUUCUUGUCGCCAGUUGCAGCUAUUGUUGGUAACAUAGUUGGAAUGAGAUGGGUUUUGAUGUUUGGCACUAUCGGUUAUGUGCCGUACUCAGCAGCCUUGUACUGUAAUACUGUGUACGGCACUCAAUGGUUCAUGCUAUUUGGAGCUGCUACGUGCGGUCUUUCGGCAUCUGCACUUUGGACUGCUGAAGCGGCCAUUGCAGUUAGCUAUCCUGAGCCUGCAAAACGUGGAAUGUAUGUUGCCAUUUGGCUGGCAAUCAACAAAAUUGGUGGCGUCGCAGCAUCCGCGGUCACACUGGCCCUCAACAUAGAUGGCAGGCAAAAAGGGACAAUAGACCCCAAGACGUAUCUGGCUCUCAUUGCACUGCAAUGUCUUGGACUGCCACUCAGCUUCCUGAUCUCUCCUCCCGAGAAAGUGAUUCGAGAGGACGGCACGAAAGUUUGCAUUGGGAAUCCCGAUCGAAGAAUCAAAACACAAGUUAAAGCUCUCGGGAAAGUUUUCAAACGCAAAGAGGUCUGGCUUCUGAUCCCGGUUUUCAUCAGCAAUGGCUGGGGUGGAACUUACAACGGAAACUUCAUGGCUGCAUACUUUUCGGUUCGAUCGAGAGCAUUGCUCUCAUUUCUGAACUCAACAGUUCUUGCCAUCCUCGACAUCGUGAUUGGUAGAGCUCUGGAUCUGAAACGGUUGCUAAGUGCACUUGGCUCAUCAUCACAGCGCUUUUCUCCGCAAUGUGGAUCUGGACUAUUGUUCUACAAGUCGAUUUCGCGUCGAAGGGAUCAAUUAGUUUGGACUGGUCAGAUUCUGGAUUCUCGUAUGCUGCCGGGAAUAAUUUCUUCUACAAAAUCUUAAGUGAAGUCAUUUUUGUUUGGGUAUACUGGAUAAUUGGCACAUAUGAUUCCGAUAUCGACACCCUUGCUUUAACAAGCGGGAUAGUUCGAAGUGGCGAGUCACUAGGACACACCUUGUCAAGCAAAGUUGGCUCCCUGAAGGAAGUCACGCUCCUUACGAACAUCAUUGUUGCAGCAGUUGUGUUCUGGGCUUCGGUUCCUUCCACGACCUGGGCUUCAUGGCUUGUUCCGGACUUCCCUCAUAGCAGUCUUGAGGACGAUGACGAGGGAUCUGUUGAGGAGGUCGCCGCACCUAAUCAGGUAAAAGUCUAAACUAUAAGUUACAAAAAAUCUAGUUAGUUGAUCUUACGGGCUACCAAAAGAAAAGAGGUGCUAUCGAGGAUGAGUUGUCGCGAGGCGGCUGAAAAGUGGGGAUGAGGGAUUCCGCAAAGUUGAUACAGCGAGCAGUGUUAUUACCGGCAAAAGAAGGGAAGAAAUUAUUUCAGAAGCGUCCAU